UUCAGGUUGCACGCGUCGCUUUGCGUUUUGUCGCGUGUGUUUCGCCGCGGAUUUACAGUUACAGUUACAGCUAACAAACUCGUGCCGUGUGCGCUUGAAUGCCAAAUUUAAUAGCCUCUGAGCCACAACAACAACCGUUAACGGCAACUAGCGUUUAAUUUAAAAACGUUUUCAAACUGAGAAGAAGCAACAAAAAAAACCGCAAAAGUAACUGAAAUAGAAACAUAUAUAAAACGCAAAUCGUUUACUUUCGUUUUUCCAACUUUCAUUUUUGUUUUGUCGCACUCGCACGAGUUUUCAUUGAAAAAAGUGUCACUGUCAGAGGCUGCGCUGUAUUACACAAAAGCUGCCAUUAGAAGGUGAUAACAAAUCGGGAGUUCAAUACGACAAGUUAUUACAAAUAAUACAAAAACAAAAAAAAAAGAAAAAAAAACUAGAAAAAAAAGCAACAACGACAACAACAAACACAACCAUUCGAUAUGGCGCUCAUGGACACCGCUUGGCGCUGCCGCCUGAUGAUAUUUGGAGUCGCAUCGCUGCUGCUGGUCGGCGAUCUCUUUGGCUACGGCGGUUACAGUGUGCGUGGCGUUAAAUCGGAUCAUCCGGAUGAGGUGGGCGUGCAGGGUGGGGGUCCCCCAACCGGACCCGCUCCGGCUGCCAAGUUUCAGCAGAAGAAUGCCGAAAUCGACAUAGGCGAAGAGCACGACUUUGAUGAGUUUUCGGCUGCAGCUGCACUCAAGCCCGUGGCAGCUGCGGCUAUCACUGGAGCCAGCCUGAAGACCAAAACACAGCUGUCGGAUACCAUCAAGGAGUCGUGUCUGCCCAAGAUGCUGUGCGAGCUGGCUGCCAAGCCGGAGUACCAGCUGAGCGAAAAGGAGCGCGAGCUGCUCAGAUUGAUAAGAUCGCCGACUAUGCCCUGGAUGAUGAAUAUGCCGCCGAGCAAAUGGUAUUUCGCUGCCCAUAUGGGUGAACUGAUGCGUCACUCUAGCGACAAUCUGAGCGGUCCCAUGGGCUGUGCCAAUCUCUGGCCCAACUGCCCCAUCAGCUCCAAGAAGCUGAUGAAACUGAGCUAUAAGGUGCGCGUUUAGUUGAUGCCAGCCAAUGUGAUCAUAGAUUAUUAAAUUAAGCACUAGAUGUAGUAGGCGUACGCACACACGCACACACACAUACAGACGAAUAUCGCACACACACACACACACCUACACAUAAAGAUGAUGAUGAUUGUAUACUGACGCUGAAGAGACUUACCUAUUGUACCAUAAAUUUUUCGCUCUCCAAGGCCCUCGGCUGGCUGCCAAGCAUUGACAAGUGCCUCCACAGUGCUGGAGCCUGUGACGGCAUGACUGAUGUGACAAUUUGUAAUUCGUAUCGAUUAGCUAGCUCUAAGUGCGCUAAUUAGUCAUUAAGCGUGCCUAGUCUAUCUCAAUUAUAUUUUAGUUAACUUAGCCUUAGUUCAAUGCGCGUGUAAUUGUAAAUAAAUGCAUAUUGUUAUUUAAUAUGAA
Drosophila mojavensis is the source of this 1502-nucleotide messenger RNA. RefSeq lists its product as uncharacterized. Lineage: Eukaryota; Metazoa; Arthropoda; Insecta; Diptera; Drosophilidae. The coding region runs from base 480 to 1088 and encodes 202 amino acids. The record is from RefSeq and is a predicted model, not a curated record. The transcript is spliced from 3 exons.